This is a messenger RNA of Lactuca saligna, 639 nucleotides long. The record is from the annotation of a GenBank genome assembly. Lineage: Eukaryota; Viridiplantae; Streptophyta; Magnoliopsida; Asterales; Asteraceae.
AUGUCACCAUUAUCCAUUCGAUUCCCAAACCUCUUCAAGCUUGAAAAGCGUAAUUCAGCAUGUAUUUCUGAACGGAGAAGCUCUUACGAUUUUGCUGCUGAUUGGAAAAGGGCCCUUUCGUCCCCGGUUGAGAUUGUUGAACUUGAUGAACUUAAGGACAUUAUUAACUCAUUUUCCUUCUCGAAUGCUAAGGACUCGUGGAAAGGCUCUUUGGCUCCAGAUGAUGUAUUUAAAGUGAAUAUCCUUAGGGAUCAAAUCGAUUCUGUUAUUACUGAGGUAUCGAUAAAAAGAAUGGAAUGGAAUAGCAUGGUUUCAAUCAAAGUAGGAAUCAACAUCAACUCAACUGUAUGCUCAAUGUGUUCGAGUCAGGAGGAAACCGUAGACCAUUUGUUAGUGGAUUGUAUGUUUGCUCACGACACCUUUAAAUGGAUAUCGAAAUGGUGUCAAUUAGAUAUUCAUCGCUUCUCUAUUGUGGCAGAUGUUAUUAGUUUUGCAUCUCAAUGGGGUAAUUGCCCUAAGAAGAGGAAAAUACUCAUAAGCAUAGUAUAUGAUGUACUGUGGUGUAUUUGGCUGGCAAGAAUAACAGGAUAUUCAGUAAAGUUCCUUCAAAACCUUCAACAACGGCGGAACAUGCGCUGA